CCAACCCCGCUCUCUUUCGCUCCAGUGCGAUCCCACGACCGCCUCCUACCCGCAUUCUAAAGACUAGGGCAUUCUCUACUACGAUGGCUCGCGCGAAGUACUCUGCGGCGGAGGCGUUCUACGCGGACCGGGCUGCCCCAUACUGCAGUCUCUCGGUUGCAAAGUCCUUUCAGCAGCUGAGCUCGAAGGAGAAGAAGUACGCGCACUACAUCGGACAGGCGUCUUGGGCCGGCGCGCGCAUCAUCCAGGGCCAGUGGACGGAGCAGGCCCAGAAGCUCUACGAUCUCCUCAUCCUCACCUUCAGCGAGAACGGGAAGCUCGCAGACUUGGAGGGGCUCCAGAAGCGUAGCGGUGUCUCGCAGGAGGAUUGGGAGGAUGUACUGCAGUACACGAGCCAGGUGUUGAGCAACCUGGUGAACUUCAAGUCCUUCGGGUUCACCAAGAUCAUUCCCCGGGUGUCCGCGGAGCAGUUCGGUGCCGUGGUCGAGAAGUCCGCGAACGCAACCAACGCAGUACCACUUUGGAACGAGCUUAAGGAACACAUCUACCAACUCGCCCCGCAAUCGAGUACCUCAAUUGGGAAGCGCUCCCUGGGUCACAUUUCAAACUACUACCUUGGUGAGGCUCCGACCGAUGAAGAGGUCGCGGCGAUCCAAGCAGCAGCCGAGAAGCUCGAUGUCAAUGUCCUGAACACUCGCGUUCGCAAGGACGGCCCAGACAACUUCACACUUCUGGUCGCAUCCGCCGACUCGCAGGCGUCGGCCUUGCACGAAAUUGAGAUCCUUGACAAGAAGGCUAAGCUCACCGUCGAGUACGGAGACUUCGCUGACGCGUUGGCGAAGACUGUCUCGGCCUUGGCAGAGGCUAAGAAGUACGCAGCCAACGAGCACCAGACUGCGAUGCUUGAAGGCUAUAUUGAAUCUUUCAAGACUGGCUCCAUCCCCGCACACAUCAAGGCUUCAGAGAAUUGGGUCAAGGAUAUCGGCCCGGUCGUCGAGAGCUACAUCGGUUUCGUAGAGACAUACGUUGACCCGUACGGCGGACGGGCUGAAUGGGAGGGUUUCACUGCCAUUGUGGACAAGGAGCUCAGCGCGAAGUACGAGACGCUGGUCAACGAUGCGCCUGAGCUCAUCAAGUCGCUACCAUGGGGCAAGGACUUCGAGGUCGAUGUGUUCCGGAAGCCCGACUUCACUGCUUUGGAGGUGGUUUCGUUCGCUACCGGAGGCAUUCCUGCUGGAAUCAACAUUCCGAACUACUAUGAAGUUCGGGAGUCCGUUGGCUUCAAGAAUGUCUCUCUAGCAAACAUCUUGGCAGCCAAGGCCCCUAAUGAGGAGUUGACGUUCAUCCACCCCGACGACGCUGCGUUGUACAACGAAUGGGACUCUCGCGCUUUCGAGGUCCAAGUAGCGAACCACGAACUGCUCGGUCACGGUAGCGGGAAGCUGUUCAAAGAGAAUGCGGACGGGACGAAGAACUUUGACCCGGAGAAGAUCGUCAACCCUCUCACCGGCAAGCCGGUCACUUCGUGGUACAAACCGGGUCAGACGCCCGACUCCGUGCUGGGAGAGGUCUCUUCCUCGAUGGAGGAGUGCCGCGCCGAGACCGUCGCGUUGUUCCUUGUUAGCAACCUAGACAUUCUGAAGAUCUUCAACUACACCGAUAAGAAGACUGUCGAAGACAUUCAGUACAUCUCCUUCCUGCUCAUGGCCCGCGCCGGUCUCCGCGCUCUUGAGUUCUACGACCCCACGAUCAAGAAGCACGGUCAAGCGCACAUGCAAGCACGUCUUGGUAUCACGCAGCACCUCAUAAAGUCCGGCAUUGCGCGCCUCGAGGAGGUCCGCGCCGCCGACGGCCAGCUCGAGAACGCAUACGUGCGCGUCGACCGCGAGAAAGUGCUCACGGAUGGCCGCGACGCCGUCGGCAAGCUGCUCGUCGAGCUCCAGGUCCGCAAGAGCACGGCGGACGGCGCGGGCGCCCGCGCGUUCUACACCGAGCUCACGACGCCCUUCCCCGGCUGGGACGGCGAGAUCCGCGACCUCGUCCUCAGGAAGAAGCUGCCGAGGAAGAUCUUCGUGCAGCCUAACACGUUCAUUGAGAACGACGAGGUCGUGCUGAAGGAGUACCCGCUUAGCCCUGCUGGGGCUAUCGAGAGUUUCAUAGAGCGGAAGCUUUAAAUCCGACUCGUCAUUGGGUUGAUGGUGCCGGGGACGAAGUUGUGGACAACAAAACCUGUAUUAUAGUUUGCUUUCGCGAGGUCACACAUCUUAUCGAAAUGCGUGGUUGAG
Molecule: messenger RNA, 2285 nt
Organism: Trametes versicolor FP-101664 SS1
Lineage: Eukaryota; Fungi; Basidiomycota; Agaricomycetes; Polyporales; Polyporaceae
Product: aflatoxin-detoxifizyme
Exons: 18
Coding region: 84-2174 (696 amino acids)
Biological process (GO): proteolysis
Cellular component (GO): cytoplasm
Molecular function (GO): dipeptidyl-peptidase activity; metalloexopeptidase activity
Source: RefSeq, a predicted model, not a curated record